AUGUCAGCACUGAUGGCGCUUAUUUUCAUCAAAUAUUUACCAGAAUGGACAGUGUGGACUGUUCUUGCCGUUAUUUCUAUUUGGGAUCUUAUCGCUGUACUUUGUCCAAAGGGACCAUUACGAAUACUUGUCGAAACUGCUCAGGAGCGAAAUGAACCGAUAUUUCCAGCACUUAUUUAUUCAUCUGGUCUGCUUUAUGCAUACACAUUGAUUGGCGCAGCUAUGAUGGAGGAUGAUACUGAAGAUAAUGAUACUUCAUGUGUUGCAGGAAACGCUCAAUCGAAUUCUGGUAAUCCUGGAAGCUCAGCCAGUUCAGCAGAAAAUUCACUGCCAUCAACGGCUGAGUUACUUCCAUCGAAUGGUGGUAAUGAAAAGCGAGGAUUUUCACAGGGAAAGAUCAUACGACGAUUUGCUCCGACGCGUGCUACCAGUGGUACAGAUCAGGGUGUUGCAAAUGCUGGCCUGAACACAGAAGAACAAAUAAACAAUAAUUUGAAAAAUGUUGGAAAAGAUCGGGCAUCACUCAAUGAGGUUGGUGAAAGUAGUAGAACACAAAGGAUAGCCGUUAGUAAUGUUGGAGCUGAUCCAGGUGGCCUGCAGAAUCCAAGAUUUCCUGAUGAAAAAGGCAUCAAGCUUGGUCUAGGUGAUUUUAUCUUCUACAGUGUGUUGGUUGGAAAAGCAAGUAGUUAUGGUGAUUGGAAUACAACAAUAGCUUGCUAUGUUGCAAUUCUUAUUGGUUUAUGUUUCACGCUGAUAUUGUUGGCUGUAUUCCGCAAAGCACUACCAGCUCUUCCGAUUUCAAUCUUUUGCGGACUAAUCUUUUACUUUUGUACACGUGGCAUUAUUACACCAUUUUGUACUAGUUUAAGCUUACGACAUUUAAUAUAUUAA
This is a messenger RNA of Acanthocheilonema viteae, 891 nucleotides long. The record is from the annotation of a GenBank genome assembly. NCBI's taxonomy places the organism in Eukaryota, Metazoa, Nematoda, Chromadorea, Rhabditida, Onchocercidae.